AUGAAGUUCAACAAGGCUGCGUCGAGAUCUAGACGAAAAAAUAGGAGGAAAAUAAUGAGUUCACCCCUCUCAGAAAAGCUCAGGCAGAAAUACAAUGUCAGAAGUAUGCCCAUCAGAAAGGAUGAUAAAGUUGCCGUUGUUUGUGGACACGACAAGGGACAGAAGACAGGAAAGACUCAAGUCUACAGAAAGAAAUUCGUAGUCUACAUAGAACGAAUUCAGCGUGAGAAAGCAAACGGUGCAACUGUCAGUGUUGGUAUCCAUCCUUCAAAGGAUCGCAAGAAGAUUCUGGAAAGAAAAGCCAUGAACAGAGCCAAGGCUCUGACAGAUAAGGGCAAGUACACAGAGGAAACAAUGGAAAGCUGA
Candidula unifasciata is the source of this 366-nucleotide messenger RNA. The record is from the annotation of a GenBank genome assembly. NCBI's taxonomy places the organism in Eukaryota, Metazoa, Mollusca, Gastropoda, Stylommatophora, Geomitridae.